Brassica rapa (field mustard) is the source of this 1896-nucleotide messenger RNA. RefSeq lists its product as uncharacterized. NCBI's taxonomy places the organism in Eukaryota, Viridiplantae, Streptophyta, Magnoliopsida, Brassicales, Brassicaceae. The record is from RefSeq and is a predicted model, not a curated record.
AAUCGGACAAAAAUCAAUUUCCCGACAGAGAUUGGUUCAAAAAGGCUUCACCUUUGACAUAUCUCAUCUCAACUUCUGUCCUUCCCCUGCGCUUACUUGUCCUUGCUCUCGUAGGGCGAUUGCUCAAUCUCUGAUUCCUCUCCGUCAAAGUCUCAAUCUUUCCACAUAAAGAUGAUCCCUUUCAGAAGCAUCGAUGAUGGGUCAAGAAUCUUCUAAUCGCUUUUACGUCUCUCUCUCUCCUUUCGAUGGCAGCGAAUGGUCUCCCUACAUUGGGACGCGUCAAGCUCUGUGAUCUACUUCCCACCGAAGGCUCACCUUCCGACUCCUACAAGCUAGCCGUCUCAACACUAUCCCAAUCCUUAGCACAAUACUCCGCCGCAAUCAUCCAGUUCCCGGCCACCGACGCAGCCCUCCUCCGAUCCGGCCUCGACUCCGCAAGACUCUACUUCCACCAACGUGACUCGUAUCCUCCAACCAUCCACACAACAAACGACUCGAGAGAAUGGUGCAAAACCUCUGGAUACUACUCAGACCCUCACUCAUGGCAAGAGAGCUACGAGUACAGACCUGGCUUAACCUUCACCGAGUCAGCUGAGUUCCCUCCUUCCGGUUUACCUGACAUCUUUGGUUUAUUAGGGAAAGCUUCUCGGUUAGUUCUUGACGCGGUUGGUUUCUAUUUGAACUUGAGAAGCUCUCCUUUCACUGAGAUUCUUGAUAAUGUUCCCUUGAGGAGUAACGAGGUUUCAUCCUCCGUGUUGUCUGUUUGCUGCUACGCGAGGCCUUCCUUUCAUCAUCAUAACUUGGCUGAAGACGAGCAGCUUCUCUUGUACUCAGAUCACGACCACCAGCUCGACAAGAGUCUGAUCUCCUUUGUGAAGUCGGACAAGGCCGGGCUGCACGUUAGGGACAUGCACGGGCAGUGGAUUCUAGUGGAUGUGGAUCUUGGGCCUCAAGAGGCUGUUGUGUAUCCAGGGCUGGCUCUGUACCAGGCGACGGCUGGCUAUGUGAGUCCUGCGGUGUAUAGAACUGAUUUGAAUAGUAUGCAAGGGAGUAUAGAAGGGAGAUUCUCAUUGGCUUUUAAACUCAUGCCUAAGUCGAUGACUAAUCUGAGCUGCUCGGAGAUGAGAGCCGCGGGACAUGGUGUUGAUGCUCAGUUUCUGAUUCCGGUUUCGGUUGAUGACUUUAUGCAGAGGCCUCACUCGAAUGAUGAGCUCUUUAAUAGACAGACUUUGCAGAGCUUCAGUGUCCCUCAGUCCCAAGAUGGAUCAAUGAAACAGAUGAAAAAGAGGAAGAAGAGCGACUCAAGACUAAAACCACUCCCACCUUCAAAGAGGCUGAGGUUAGAAGCGCAGAGAGUUCUCAAGGAACGAGUUCAGGAGAUUGCAGAUAAGAAAGGAAUCAAACUCAGAUUCUGCAACCCCAAGGACUGCGAGAGUAACCACAACACAAUGAACAGCCCUUGCGCGCAUAUUAAAAUGGAGAUAGGCUGGCCUCAGGGAGUUCCGUUUGUUCAUCCUCACGACCUCCCAAACAAAGCUAAAAUCGGGUUCCUUGAGACGUAUGAGCCAGGAUGGUCUGAGGCACAUGACAUGGAGCUUAGUCUCUCUGAAGCCGCUCAAGGAAACCAACACGUGACUUAACUGAGAUGGGAGAGUUCCAGUAUUGGUCUCUUGUUUGCCUGGACUGUAUACCAGUCAGGGUCAGUGAUUGCACAUGCUAUGUAUGAGCUAUGGAAACAUCAGAGAAGAGUUAAGCUGUGUGAAUGGCUCUUAUUAUUUUGACUCAUUGUACAUUUCAUCUCUGUAUGAUAUAUAUCAGUAUAGCAUGUUCUGUGCACACAAAAACAUCAUAUGGUUUAAUCCAGUGGUUGUGAUAAAUAAGAUUUGAAUUCUUUCA